CAUUACUUCAUACGCCCUUUCGUCACUCCUCGCCGUGCUUCAUUCUGCUCCUAUCUGACUCUUUGUAGCGCUACCGCUCUCAUCAAAGGUGACGGUGACCCCUCGGCUGCUUCACGUUCAAACUCACUCCAGGUCAUCCGCACGGCUCCAAGACAAGAUGGCAGUGAACAUGGAGCAAUCGGCCAUCUACCCGAGUCUGCGGGGCAAGACGGUGCUCAUCACGGGCGGCGCCGAGGGCAUCGGCGCCGCAGCGGUCGAGCUCUUCUGCAGGCAAGGCUCCAACGUCGUCUUCCUCGACAUUGCCGAGUCUUCUGCCCAGGCGCUCUGCGACAGCAUCAAGGCCGUUGAAGGCGCGACGCCACCCGUCUUCAUGCGCUGCGACGCCGCCAACCUCGACGAGCUCCGAGCCUGCGCCACCAAGACGCUCGAGCGGUUCGGACGCGUGCACGUCCUCAUCAACAACGUCGGCGCCGCCGGCCCCAAGACGCGCGUGCCCACGUCCGAGGUAACCCCCGAGUCGUUCGAGGCCGACGUCAACGUGAACCUGCGCCACCAGUUCUUCCUGACGCAGGCCAUUGUGCCGUCGAUGCGGGAGCACGGCGGCGGCGGGAGCAUCAUCAACAUGGGGUCCAUCACGUGGAGGCUGCCGGCGACGGGCCUGCCCAUCUACACGACCAUGAAGGCGGCCGUCAUGGGCAUGACGAGGACGCACGCGCGCGAGUUUGGCGAGUGGGGGAUCCGCGUCAACAGCAUCAUGCCCGGCGCCAUCGCGACGCAGCGCCAGAUCGACACCGUCUUGACGCCCGAGUACGAGGCGGAGACGAUGGCGGGGCAGUGUCUCAAGAGGCGGCUUCUGCCGGUGGAGGUGGCGAGGCUGAUGCUCUUCUUGGCCUCGGACGAUUCGAGCGCCAUCACGGGCGGCAGCCACGUCGUUGACGGAGGGUGGUGUGGCGACACGUAAGCGUCCUCGUGCAUCCAGCAGAGCUUGUACGAGAGGGAGUUUAUGGGCCCCGAGUCCAAUGUGAGUUUAGUAGUUGUGGAUUAAGCGUUCUCCCACUUGGAGGUGGUGGUCAUAUCGACCAACUCAUCGUGAUAGAGUUUUGGGACGAUGUGCUCUGCGUACAUGUAUUGCUUCAAUCCAACCUCCCUCUCCGGGGCGCAGGAAGAACUAGGCUUGAUGUACUCUCAGUACUCUGAGUACCAACCGCCAUCCUUCCAAUCGACAGUCCCUUAUCUUGCAC
This is a messenger RNA of Purpureocillium takamizusanense, 1241 nucleotides long. RefSeq lists its product as uncharacterized. The record is from RefSeq and is a predicted model, not a curated record. The transcript has a single exon. The coding region runs from base 158 to 961 and encodes 267 amino acids. Lineage: Eukaryota; Fungi; Ascomycota; Sordariomycetes; Hypocreales; Ophiocordycipitaceae.